AACUUUUGGCCCGUUUGGAAGCGGGAACCAGGACAACCUGACUAUGUACAUGGAUUUAGUGGAUGGCAUCUUUCUGAACCAAAUCAUGUUGCAAAUAGACCCCAGGCCAAGCAAUCAGCGCAUCAACAAGCAUGUCAACAACGACGUGAACCUCCGCAUCCAGAACCUGACCAUCCUGGUGAGAAACAUUAAGACCUACUACCAGGAAGUUCUCCAGCAGCUGAUCGUAAUGAAUUUGCCCAAUGUUUUGAUGAUUGGCAAAGACCCACUGUCCGGGAAAAGCAUGGAGGAGAUUAAGAAGGUGCUGCUGCUGGUGCUGGGCUGUGCCGUCCAGUGUGAGAGGAAGGAGGAGUUCAUUGAGAGAAUCAAACAGCUGGACAUCGAGACCCAGGCUGGCAUUGUGGCUCACAUCCAAGAGGUGACCCACAACCAGGAGAACGUGUUCGACCUGCAGUGGCUGGAGCUGCCGGACGUGGCCCCGGAGGAGCUGGAGGCCCUGUCCAGGAGCAUGGUGUUCCACCUGCGCCGGCUCAUCGACGAGAGGGACGAGUGCACCGAGCUGAUCGUGGACCUGACACAGGAGCGGGACUACCUGCAGGCACAGCACCCACCCAGCCCCAUCAAGUCCUCCAGCGCCGACUCCACGCCCAGCCCCACCAGCAGCCUUUCCAGCGAGGACAAGCAGCACCUGGCCGUGGAGCUGGCCGACACCAAGGCCAGGCUGCGGCGCGUCAGGCAGGAGCUGGAGGACAAGACGGAGCAGCUUGUGGACACCAGACAUGAGGUAGAUCAGCUGGUGCUGGAGCUACAGAAGGUCAAGCAGGAGAACAUUCAGCUGGCUUCUGACGCCCGGUCAGCCCGGGCCUAUCGGGAUGAGCUGGACUCCCUGAGGGAGAAGGCGAACCGCGUGGAGAGGCUGGAGAUGGAGCUGGUCCGCUGCAAGGAGAAGCUGCACGACGUGGACUUCUACAAGGCCCGCAUGGAGGAGCUGAGAGAAGACAACAUCAUUUUAAUCGAAACGAAGGCCAUGCUGGAGGAGCAGCUAACAGCCUCCCGGGCCCGCAGUGAUAAGGUCCACGAACUGGAGAAAGAGAACCUGCAGUUGAAAUCCAAGCUCCAUGACCUGGAACUGGACCGAGACACAGAUAAGAAACGAAUUGAAGAGCUGCUGGAAGAAAACAUGGUCCUUGAGAUUGCACAGAAGCAGAGCAUGAAUGAGUCUGCCCAUCUGGGCUGGGAGCUGGAGCAGUUGUCCAAGAAUGCAGACAUGUCAGACGCCUCCAGGAAGUCGUUCGUGUUUGAGCUGAAUGAGUGCGCCUCCAGCCGCAUCCUGAAGCUGGAGAAGGAGAACCAGAGCCUGCAGAGCACCAUCCAGGGGCUGCGGGAUGCAUCGCUGGCGCUGGAGGAGAGCAGCCUCAAGUGCGGGGAGCUGGAGAAGGAGAAUCAGCAGCUGAGCAAGAAGAUCGACAAGUUGCAGACUCAGCUGGAGAGAGAAAAGCAAAGCCACCAAGACUUGGAGACCCUCAGCGAAGAGCUGAUCCGGGAGAAGGAGCAGCUGCAGAGUGACAUGGAGGCCCUGAAGGCUGACAAGGCCCGGCGGAUCAAGGAUCUGGAGCAGGAGAAAGACCACCUCCACCAGGCCGUGUGGUCGCUGAGGGAGCGGUCGCAGGGCAGCGGCGAGGCCCGCGGGAAGGAUGUGGAGAAGGAGAACAGAGCCCUCCACCAGGCUGUGGCGGAGGCCAGCAGCAAGCUCAGCCAGCUGGAGCUGGAGAAGCAGCAGCUGCACCGGGACUUGGAGAAGGCCAGGGAGAAAGGGGAGCGGGCCGAGACGUUGGAGAAGGAGCUGCACCAGCUGGAGAAGGAGAACGAGCAGCUGACCAGGAAGGUGACCUCCCUGAAGACUGUCACAGAGAAGGUGGAGGCCCUGGAGCACGAGAGCCAGGGCCUGGAGCUGGAGAACCAGACUCUGAAGAAGUCUCUGGACACCCUGCAGAACGUGACUGUGCAGCUCGAGGGCCUGGAGCGAGACAACAAGCAGCUGGACAAGGAGAACCUGGAGCUGCGGAAGAUGGUGGAGACCAUGCGCUUCACCAGCGCUAAGAUGGCCCAGAUCGAGAGGGAGAACCAGCAGCUGGAGCGGGAGAAGGAGGAACUGCGGAAGAAUGUGGAGCUGCUGCAGACCCUGAGCAAGAAGUCGGAGCGCCUGGAGCUCAGCUACCAGAGCGUGAGCGCCGAGAACCUGCGGCUGCAGCAGAGCCUGGAGAGCAGCGGCCACCAGUCGCAGGCCCUGCAGAGGGAGCUGGGCGAGCUGGAGGCCGAGCACCAGGCCCUGCGGCGUGACCUGGAGGCCCUGCGGCUCACCAACAAGCGGCUGGAGAGAUCCGAGGUAGACAGGAAGGCCCUGGAGCAGGAGGUGGCCCAGCUGGAGAAGGACAAGAAGCAGCUGGAGAAGGAGGCCAAGCGGCUGUGGCAGCAGGUGGAGCUCAAGGACGCUGUGUUGGACGACAGCACCGCCAAGCUGUCGGCCGCCGAGAAGGAGAGCCGCGCACUGGACAAGGAGCUGGCCCGCUGCCGGGACGCGGCUGGCAAGCUGAAGGAGUUGGAGAAGGACAACAGGGACCUCACCAAGCAGGUCACCAUGCACACAAGGACACUGACCACCCUGAGAGAGGACUUGGUUCUAGAGAAGCUGAAGAGCCAGCAGCUGAGCAGCGAGCUGGACAAGCUGAGCAGCGAGCUGGAGAAGGUCGGCCUCAGCAAGGAGCUGCUACUACAGGAUGAUAACAGUCACGGCGACAUGAAAUGGAAAGUUUUGGAGGGCAGAAAUGAAUCUGCAUUAAAAACAGCACUGGCCAUAAAAGAAGAAAAGAUUGUGUUCUUAGAAGCGCAGGUGGAGGAGAAAGCCAGUCUUAAUCACCAGCUACAGAGCGAGCUACAGAUGAUAAAGGAGGAGCGUGAGCUGCUCAAGCGGACCCAGGGGGACCCUGUGCCCUCACAGAACUCCCUCAAGCACCCGGGGGCCAAGGCACUCGCUGGUCACCAGGAAGAGGAGGUCUGGGGACCCAGCCACAAGGAGGCCACGAUGGAGCUGCUCCGCCUGAAGGACCGGGCCAUUGAGCUGGAGCGCAACAAUGCCGCUCUGCAGGCAGAGAAGCAGCUGCUGAAGGAGCAGGUGCAGCACCUGGAGACACAGAACAUGGCCUUCAGCAGCCAGAUCCUUACACUGCAGAAGCAGAGCGCCUUCCUGCAGGAGCAUACCACCACGCUGCAGACUCAGACCGCCAGGCUGCAGGUGGAGAAUUCCACACUGAGCUCCCAGAGCGCCUCGCUCAGCGCGCAGUACACGCUGCUGCAGAGCCAGCAUUCGGCCAAGGAGGCGGAGCACGAGGGCCUGCAGCGGCAGCAGGAGCAGCUGGCGGCUGUCUACGAGGCCCUGCUCCAGGACCACGAGCACCUGGUCACCCUGCACGAGCGCCAGUCCUCUGAGUACGAGGCCCUCAUCCGCCAGCACAGCUGCCUCAAGACCCUGCACCGGAACCUGGAGCUGGAGCACAGGGAGCUCGGGGAGAGGCAUGGCGAGCUGCUGAAGCACGAGGCCGAGCUGGCCGAGCUGGAGAAGGCACUGACAACCGAGCGGGAGGCGCUGCGGCAGGAGCAGAGGGUGAAUGCCGUCACCACGGGCGAGAACCAGAGGCUGCGGGGAGAGCUAGACCGGGUGAACUUCCUGCACCACCAGCUGAAGGGGGAGUACGAGGAGCUACACGCCCACACCAAGGAGCUCAAGACCUCCCUGAACACCUCGCAGCUGGAGCUGAACCGCUGGCAGGCGCGCUUCGACGAGCUGAAGGAGCAGCACCAGAGCAUGGACCUGUCACUCACCAAGCUGGACAACCACUGUGAGCUGCUCUCCCGGCUCAAGGGGAACUUGGAGGAGGAGAACCAUCACCUCCUGAGCCAGAUUCAGCUGCUGAGCCAGCAGAACCAGACGCUUCUGGAGCAGAACAUGGAGAGCAAGGAGCAGUACCAUGAAGAGCAGAAGCAAUACAUUGACAAAUUGAAUGCCCUGCGGAGACAGAAGGAAAAACUGGAAGAAAAAAUCAUGGAUCAGUACAAGUUCUACGAUCCUGCUCCAAAGAAGAAGAACCACUGGAUUGGAGCCAGAGCCUUAGUUAAACUCAUCAAGCCAAAAAAAGAGGGUUCCAGAGAACGGUUAAAGUCAGUUGCAGACAGCCCGCCCUGGCAGCUUGAGUCCGCAGACCCUGCGUCGCCAUCGGCCUCUCAGCCUCUCAGAUCACAGCCAGAGAACUCGGACAGCCCCUCUGCAGGCUCGAACUGUGAAGAGCGCGAUGCCCACAACGGACCUGUAGGGAAAGGCCCUGGGGAUCUCAAAGCAAAGCGAGUGUUCCCACAUGGAGGCAGCGUGGACCGUCCCGAUGCCUCUGCUGACCCUGCCCUAAAGUCCUGGCCCUCGGAGCCCAGCUCCCGGACCUGUCCGUCAGCCACUGCGGCAGCCCCCUCCACCUCCACCCCCGUCUCCCGGCACACAGGAGGCCGCACCAAAGGCUGUGCAUCAGAUGAUGUCUGUGAGCCAUCCAUGGAGCUCGAGAGUGCCCUCCACAGGCAGCAUGUGUCACGGCCAAGCAGCUUGGAGAGCAGCAGAAAUGCGUCCAGCAACAGCUCACCUCUAAGUCUCAAGGGCUCUGACCAUCUCCACAGCCGAUCUGAGAGCUUCAGCAGCACAGACCUGAUCCCCAGCAGGGACCAGGCCACGCUGCCCCGGGAUGCCAGUGCCCUGGGACAUGGCGCCCUCGGUCGCCAUGAGUUCCCACCACCCCGGAACGGGCCUCUCCCGCACGAGGGCGCCCAGAAGAGGGGCACAGCUCCACCCUACACUGGAGCACGGCCCCGCUCGACCUCCCCCAGCAGCGAGAUGGUCACCUUGGAGGAAUUCCUGGAGGAGAGUAACCGCAGCUCCCCUACCCACGACACUUCCAGCUGCCGGGACAGCCUGCUCAGUGACUACUUCCGGAAGGUCAGUGACCCCCCAGGAUCACCUCCCAGAAAAGAGGGGGCCAAGAUGCCCACCAGCUUUGUGGCCCCCACCGUCAAGACGGCACUCCCCGCUUCCGAGGGGAGGCCGCCGAAGCCCGGGCAUUACGUGAAGCCGAGCUUCCGAGGUGCUGAAGCAGAAGCGCCAGCCAGCGUCGCUCCGCGGCAGAUGCAGCCUCCCCACAGCCUGUCCCUGGGCAGGUCCCGGCCAGCCACGAUGCUCGCAGCGUCUCACACACCUGCCAGCCGGAGCACGUCCCUGAGCCGGGCCUUCAGCCUGGCCUCCGCAGACCUGCUGCAGGCCAGUGGGCCAGAGGCCUGCAAACAGGAGUCCCUUCAGAAAUCAGGGGGUCCUGAGGCCUCGGGGGGCAGAGAGACAGGUAGCCACAGCCAGCAGAGCGCCGCGCCCUCCAGCUCCCACAGCCUGGCCCGGGAGCGGACCCCCCUGGUGGGCAAGGCCGAUGGCUCCUGUCAGGGCCUGAGCCCCCGCAGCCGGCCACUGGACACAAGGCGCUUCUCCCUGGCUCCCCCGAAGGAGGAGAGGCUGACCACCCUGCAGCUGUCCGCCACGGCCCCCGCCCUGGCCACAGCGGCGGCCACGGGCAGCAGCUCCCAGCUCCUGCACUUCUCCCCUGCCACGGCCCCAGCAGCCAGGACCAAGCCCAGAAUGCCACCACAUUCGGGGGAGGUGGCCGCCGUCACGCCUGUGCGGCAGGGGCUCAGCAUCUCAGAGACGGACGGGGUCCCGGGGCAGGGCUACAGCGAGGGGCUCCCAGCCAAGAGCCCCGGUCGGUCUCCUGACUCGGCUCCGCACACAAGCCGGAGCCCGGAGGACUUGAGCCGGGGCAGUUCGAAGAGCACCCCUGUGUCCCCGGAGCCGGGUGGGGACCCGCAGACAGUGUGGUAUGAGUACGGCUGCGUGUGACAUCGUGACGCCCGCCGCAGCUCCGAACCCUCAGCCGCCGAGGCGCUUUCUGCUUCCGAUGGCCUUUUCUCCCGUGCGCCCGUGGGCCCGGGCCGGGUUUAGAAUGAGGACAGGGCUCCCACGCGGUUGUCCCAAUUGUUUUGUUGAUGGAAAACACUGUGCCAAGCCCUGAGCUCCACUUAGCGCUUCCAGCACUGGUGUCAGGGGCAAACCCACUGAGCGUGGGUCCAAAACCCCUUCACCCCGAAGCAGACACUACUCCAGUAGGCCGAGAGCCCCCAGCUGCAUCCUGCUGACUUCCCUCAAAGGUCGCCUAAGACAGCAGGCUCGCCAGGCUGGGCCCAGGCGCAUCCGGAGAUGUCACUCGCUUCCCACGGCCACUGGUCCUAGGAGAAGCUGGAGCGAGGCUGGCGGCCCAGCGCCAGGCCAGCGCCAUCUCAUUUCUGAGGUCCAAGCCCUUCCCGGGAGGGUGGCCUUUGCCUCCUCUUUAAGCUGUCUCCUGGGUUCUGGCAAACUCCUGGGGCCACCCCGGACCGUCCCUCCUCCCCUUCCCUGGCUUCCUUCUCCACAAACACUGGACGCAGCGGGCUAGGCUGCCCUGGCCGGGAAUGAGCGCAGGGCACGGAGGCCGGGCCAACUGCACACUUGAAAGUGGGGGGGGGGGCGCGGGGCUGCUGCGCCCAUUUCCCUGGCCUCAGAUGGGUGAGGAUUUCUGAUACUCUGCGGGGAGGGGGGGAGAUACCAAAUUUGUUUUUAAUAUAUAUGUGCACAUGUGAAAGAUAUCUACUUUGGGGGGGAGGGGCCUAUUUAUGUUCUCUUCUGUCAGGAAUCCUGCCUGCUGCUCUGUGUAUUUGGUCAGAUUCCUGACACUUUCCGUCUCCCGUUGUAAUGGUGCUUCUCCUGGGAUGGACUAAACCUCUUGGCUUUGUUAAAGAUUUGGGGUUUUUGUUGUUGUUUUUAAUUUGUUGCUUUUUCCCUUUCAAUUUAAUGUGCUGAGGAGGAACUGGGGAGACGCUGGAAUGUUAAGACCCAUUGUAGGAGUGUUGGGGUUGUGUGUUACAUAGCCGUUUGUUCUGGAACACAAGGACAGGGUUGUAAUAAAAUGGAGUGGAACCG
Messenger RNA from Dipodomys ordii (Ord's kangaroo rat), 7090 nucleotides. RefSeq names its product coiled-coil domain containing 88C (gene Ccdc88c). Gene Ontology annotation, cellular component: centrosome; cytoplasm. NCBI's taxonomy places the organism in Eukaryota, Metazoa, Chordata, Mammalia, Rodentia, Heteromyidae. The coding region runs from base 44 to 5974 and encodes 1976 amino acids. Gene Ontology annotation, biological process: cytoplasmic microtubule organization; cytoskeleton-dependent intracellular transport. The transcript is spliced from 29 exons. The record is from RefSeq and is a predicted model, not a curated record. Gene Ontology annotation, molecular function: microtubule binding; dynein light intermediate chain binding.